Messenger RNA from Loxodonta africana (African savanna elephant), 7400 nucleotides. RefSeq names its product integrator complex subunit 10 (gene INTS10). The transcript is spliced from 18 exons. Bases 119 to 2332 code for a protein of 737 amino acids. Lineage: Eukaryota; Metazoa; Chordata; Mammalia; Proboscidea; Elephantidae. The record is from RefSeq and is a predicted model, not a curated record. Gene Ontology annotation, biological process: snRNA processing. Gene Ontology annotation, cellular component: integrator complex.
CAGUCUGUUUGUAUUUGUGCGGCCUCAGACAUGCGCAGUAGCCUCCCCCGCGGCGGCAGAGUUCCCGAGCCGGAAGGUCCGGCUGCUUGGGGCUGGGGGGGUCCCCUUCUCCUGGGUCAUGUCUGCCCAGGGCGACUGCGAGUUCCUAGUGCAGCGAGCCCGGGAGUUGGUGCAGCAGGACCUGUGGGCGGCCAAGGCUUGGCUGAUCACGGCCCGCAGCCUCUACCCGGCCGACUUUAACAUCCAGUAUGAGAUGUACACCAUCGAGCGGAAUGCAGAGCGCACUGCCACCGCAGGGAGACUGCUCUACGACAUGUUUGUGAAUUUCCCAGACCAGCCGGUGGUGUGGAGAGAAAUCAGCAUUAUUACAUCAGCAUUAAGGAAUGAUUCACAAGAUAAACAAACCCAGUUUUUAAGAAGUUUAUUUGAAACUCUUCCUGGUCGAGUCCAGUGUGAAAUGUUACUAAAGGUUACAGAACAAUGCUUCAACACCUUGGAGCGAUCAGAAAUGUUGCUUCUACUUUUGAGGCGCUUCCCUGAAACAGUGGUGCAACACGGGGUUGGCCUUGGGGAGGCAUUAUUAGAGGCCGAAACUAUUGAAGAACAAGAAUCUCCUGUUAACUGCUUUAGAAAAUUGUUUGUUUGUGAUGUCCUUCCUUUAAUAAUUAAUAACCAUGAUGUUCGAUUGCCUGCCAAUUUAUUAUAUAAGUACUUGAACAAAGCAGCUGAAUUUUAUAUCAAUUAUGUCACUAGGUCUACUCAGACAGAAAAUCAACAUCAAGGUACCCAAGAUACAUCUGAUUUAAUGUCACCCAGCAAACGUAGCUCUCAGAAGUACAUCAUAGAAGGACUAACUGAAAAAUCAUCUCAGAUCGUAGACCCCUGGGAGAGGUUGUUUAAGAUUUUGAAUGUUGUUGGAAUGAGGUGUGAAUGGCAGAUGGAUAAAGGAAGACGAAGCUAUGGUGAUAUUUUGCAUAGAAUGAAGGAUCUCUGCAGAUACAUGAACAACUUUGAUAAUGAAGCUCAUGCAAAAUAUAAAAACCAAGUGGUUUAUUCCACUAUGUUGGUCUUCUUUAAGAAUGCAUUCCAGUACGUCAACAGCAUACAGCCAUCUCUGUUCCAAGGUCCUAAUGCCCCGAGCCAAAUUCCACUUGUUCUUCUUGAGGAUGUGUCAAAUGUGUAUGGUGACGUAGAAAUCGAUCGUAAUAAACACAUACACAAAAAGAGGAAACUAGCUGAGGGAAGAGAAAAAACCAUGCAGAGUUCCGAUGACGAAGACUGUUCUGCAAAAGGAAGGAAUCGUCACGUCGUAGUCAAUAAAGCAGAACUUACUAACUCGAUUGAAGUUUUAGAAAGCUUUAAAUUGGCCAGGGAGAGCUGGGAGUUGCUCUAUUCUCUAGAUUUCCUUGACAAGGAAUUUACGAGAAUUUGUUUGGCAUGGAAGACAGAUACUUGGCUUUGGUUAAGAAUCUUCCUCACUGAUAUGAUCAUCUAUCAGGGUCAAUAUAAAAAGGCGAUAGCCAGCUUACAUCAUUUAGCAGCUCUCCAAGGCUCACUUCCUCAGCCACAGAUCACUGGACAGGGGACCCUGGAACACCAGAGAGCACUCAUCCAGCUAGCAACUUGCCACUUUGCUCUCGGGGAGUACAGAAUGAUGUGUGAAAAAGUCCUUGAUCUGAUGUGCUACAUGGUACUUCCCAUUCAAGAUGGAGGCAAAUCACAGGAAGAACCAUCAAAAGUAAAGCCCAAAUUUAGGAAAGGUUCGGAUCUGAAGCUUCUACCUUGUACCAGUAAGGCUAUUAUGCCGUAUUGCCUGCAUUUAAUGCUAGCCUGUUUUAAGCUCAGAGCCUUCACGGACAACAGGGAUGACAUGGCAUUGGGGCAUGUGAUCGUACUGCUUCAGCACGAGUGGCCACGGGGAGAGAAUCUUUUCUUGAAAGCUGUCAAUAAGAUUUGCCAACAAGGAAAUUUCCAAUAUGAGAAUUUUUUUAAUUAUGUUACAAAUAUCGAUAUGCUGGAGGAAUUCGCCUACUUAAGAACUCAGGAAGGUGGGAAAAUUCACCUGGAAUUACUACCCAAUCAAGGAAUGCUGAUCAAGCCUUCUAGCCCUCCCAUGGGGUUACUGCAGCAGGAAUUCUUACCUGUGCCUCAGCCCAGCAUACAGACUGCUGACAGGCACCACACGGUCACUCGAGGCAUCACCAAAGGCGUGAAGGAGGACUUCCGCCUGGCCAUGGAGCGCCAGGUUUCCCGCUGCGGUGAGAACUUGAUGGUCGUGCUGCACCGGUUCUGCAUUAACGAGAAGAUCUUGCUCCUUCAGACUCUGACUUGACCGGAGAUCUUGCUGCCAGAGACUUGGUAGCUAUGUCAUUUUUUUGGAAGACAUAAAGCAGUGGUCGGCGUUGCUGUGACAACUCUUAAAAACCAGAAAACCAUCUGAGUUCUAACUCAUUGGUUGCUUCCAGGGUAGUUCCCAAGAGUCUGAGAAGCCAUUUCUAUUUUUAAGAAUCAUUUUUUUAUAAUUUUUGUAAAACAAAAUAACCCAUUUUGUAAAUAAAAAUCAUCUUAAAAUUCAGGACUAUACAGUUAUUUUAAUUUUUAUGAGUUUUGUAAUAGGGGUGCAUUUUUCUUCUGCUCUUCUAAGCACAUAGCAAGGGAAAAAAUCCAACACAAUUGAAUUGAGUAAUGAAUUUUAAUAUUCUAGCUACUUAAAAAGACAUUAUGCCUUCCAUGGUCUCAAGAUUUUAUUUUCCAUAGUUAAAAAAAAUAGACUUUAGUAAAUGUUACAUGGCAACAUAACAUUAGACCUUUUCAUUCAGGGAGUUUUAAUAUCAAAGCUUUUAUACAAAAAUGAACCCACCCAAUAUUCAUAUGCGUUCCUUGAGCCUUGUCCUCCACCCACUGACAUAUCUUAGCACAGACCAUGCAGGGACGGUAUGCUGAAGGAGCAAUGCACUUGGUCUGUUAGAAAGCCCAAGAAAAGAAAGCAAAGUAGAGGCUGAGUGGGGGCACGAGGAGCCUUCUCCCUUAGGCCGCAGGAAUAGCCUGCUGCAUGUGCCUCGUGGCCCAGUGGUUGUUGGUCAUGGGCUCUGGGGCCAGACCUGGCUUCAGACCCUGGCUCUGGCCUGCCAGUGGCACUUCCAUCAGGGUUGCGGGCAGGAAGUGUGUGACAGAGGGCCUCGUACGUGGCAAAUGCCUGGCCAGUGUUAGCUGUUAGGUUUAUUUUUUCUUUCGCUGUUCCAGAAAUACAUAAGGUAAGUAUCAAACACACAUUUGCUUCUAGGGGUUAUUUAAGAAUGAAAGACCUAAGAAGUUGUUAGUUACUUUGCAUAGUUUCUCAUAUCUUCACUAAAUAAGACUCUCUUUAUAGAUACAUUAACGUGGUUUAAAUAAUAGACAUCUGAUUCACUCUUUCAACUAGCUCAUAACAGUAUUUAUCUCUGUAAUGAGUUUAUUACAAAUACAUGAACCACCCUGUUGUGUUUUAUCAUGGUGUGCAUUGCUCCCCAACGUUUAAAUUAAAACACUCUUACCUUUUGGUUUUAUAGCACCUUCCUCAGACCCAUGUUCAGGGUCAGCUCUCGUCAAAACAAGACUUUCUAAUUUGGGAAUGGUGAUGGUUGGACAAGAUGAUGAAUAUAUGUAAUGUCACUGAACUGUGCACGUGAAGAUGUUGAAAUGACAAAUGUUUUAUUCCCUAUACAUUUACCACAAUUAAAAAAAAAAAAGUAUAGGAUAAAAACAAGACUUUCUAAUACCCAAAUCUGUUGAUACGAGGUCAAAAAGGACCAAUCAUCUUAGGUAACAAGUUUAAUCAGAGAGGGAGGGUAAAGUCAUUUCACCUCUGAUGAUACAGAAAGGGUUUUGAUGAGUUUUGAUUAUGCAGACCUCACUAAUAAAUUCUCACAGGUCGGCUGACGCUGGGGAUAUUAUUCAGCCACGCCACUUCUGUGUGAAGGAAUUGUAAGAGAAGGGCCAUAGAAUAUACUGGGAAAUCAGGCCCAAGUUUGCAGAAAAAAUGCACCCAGGCAAGCAUCACAGGUGUUUUGUUAAACAUAAUACCUAUGACUAAUAAGCUGUCACUUAGGACAGAUAGGAUUUGGAUGGAUGGAGGUGCUGGUUUGUAAGCCAAGUUAACAUUGAGAGUUUAAUCAAGUACCAGAUGAAAAACAGCCUUGUCUGGCAAAGUGGAAGGGUGUGAGGACAAAUGGGAUAAGAUACAAGAACAGCAAGCUGGGGGAAAAAAAAAAAAGCUGGGAAAGAUGGAAAAAAUGAAACAAAGAGUUGAUUUCUAUAUGGAAGGUCCCAAUAAGGGUUGACUUCUACCAGAACCCAAAACGGUAAUGGAUACUCUGGGAAGCUGUGUGCUCCCCCGAAGGAGCAGGGCCAGCUGUCAGUUUUACAUCCAAUGCUUUGGACGGAAUUCUGGGAAGGAAAGCCAGCAAGAUAAUGGCGUCUUUUGUCUACUGCAGUGUUUUGACAUACAUGAUUAGAUAAGGGGUUUAUAAAGUCUGAGGCAUUUUAUGACAUAAUAUAAACAUCCAGCAUUUCCAUCAACUUUGAAUUUAGAAUUGCGUGUAGCCUAAGGAAAAACAAUGUUUUGGAACUAAUGCCCGACAAAAACUGAUUACACCAAGAGAAAAAUGUUGGCUUACUACACUCUGGUGAAAACAGAUUACACAAAUGUGCAAUUGAAGUCCACUGCUCACAAUGUGUUUUCCCACCUAAUUUCAAAAUUUAAACCAGAGCUGUGUUAAAGAUUUCAAAAUUCUGAGACAAGGGAUUAUUCCAGAAGUGGCAUUAUUAACUGGUUUUCAUAGCUUACGUGGUGUACUGCUUACCAGUUUAAAAAAUCUAAUUCUUUUAUGAUUGAUAGAGAUUUCUGUCUCAACAGUGUAGCAUGUUGAAGAUUUUUCUCACAGUCUGUCUCCCCAGGGUUAUUUGGAACACAUGAGUAUGUUAAAGGAAAAAAAAUGUUGGAAUUUAAGUAGAUACCCUUUGGAUAUAAACUGUGGAUUACUGUACAUUUAUAAAAGAAGCCACAGUGAAAAGAGGCAAUUUAUAAGUGAAGCAGUUAGUUCACUUAAUUGUAAAUACAAACUAAUAUGAAAACAUGAAUAUGCCAAAUUAUUAUGUCUCUACUCUGCAUUUUUUUUUUUUUGUUUUGUUUAAUUAAAAACUCACUCCCACUUCCCUGUAAGAUGCAAGGUGCCAUGUAUUUGAGCAACCAUUGUUGGUUGUCCUCCCCUCAGCCAUUUCCCCACUCUGCCACUCACCCCCAACAUACUUCAUUGUCUCUGACUACAAGACCCUGAUUUUAUUCAGCUUACUCACCUUCCUCCACACAGCCAUGGGCUUGGUUAGUCCAAGGUCCCCUGGCGUUGCUAGUUUUGGAACAGCCAAGUGAGGUACUUCUAGCCAAGGAGGAAUGAAGGGAAAACUGCUGAGAGGCUUCUCGGAAAGGAUUUCUGGCUAACAAAAUUCUGAGACACACAGAGAUGCCUGCUUCUUCCACUGGGUGUUGUUUUUGUGUAGCACCUGGAUUCAUGGCAACCACCUCACAACCAGGAAGUGAGCUAGCUGACAACAAGCUGAUGUGCUAGAGCCAGGACUUCUUAUGUGAGGUAAGUGUUCCUUGUAACUCAGCUGAAUUAGGAUUUCCUGUUCCUUAUGGCUCAAGACAUCUUAACUGGUAUAAUAGCCAAUUUGAGAAAUACUUCUAGAUAACUCAUCUGAAGAGGUCUGCCUCUGCUCUGAUUGCUGGGAUUUGGGAUGGGUAAGCUACGGCCAUCCAUAAUGGCUCAUUUCAAGAGAAAAGCAGGACCAGGCUUCCUCAAAGAUGACUGUCCCCAUAAACAGUAGCUCCAUGAACAUCUUCGUAGGGAUUCCAGGCACAUGAUUUUACCAGCACUUAAAUCUCAAAAAAUAACACUGUUGCUUUAAUAAAUGUUUAUUUCACGCCUGCUACAUACAAGGCACUGUGUUUCGUGCCACGAAGAAUAUACAGAUGAACAAGGCAUAAUCCUUGCCCUUAAGAUCACAGUCUAGCAUGAGAAAUUAGGUACACAAAUAUCAGACAAGGCAAAAAGUGAUAAAUGUCGUGACAUAUCAAAAUAUUAUGAGAAUCCAAAGGAAGAAAAUCUUACUUGUGGAUGAAAAUAAGAGAUUAGAGAAGACUCCCUAGAAGGAAACCCACUGCCAUCGAGUCGAUUCCAACUCAUAGCGACCCUAUAGGACAGAGUAGAACUGCCACAGAGUUUCUAAGGAGCGCCUGGUGGAUCUGAACUGCCGACAUUUUGGUUAGCAGCCAUAGCUCUUAACCACUACGCCACCAGGGUUUCCUCCUUAGAAGCAGGGAUGUUUAAAAUGAUAGGUCAAAUGUAGACAGGAGAAAAUUAAGAGGAAAAGAUAAUCCCGUGAGUUUAUGAACAAAGAAGCAGGAUGCGCUGGCUCUGUUACGGAGGUGGCAUGGAGUCUUGCUGGUUGCAAUAAGUAGGGUGGGUCAAAGGAGUUGGGGAAAAGAAGCUGAGAAGACAUGCUUGGCUCAACUGUAGAUGGUGAUGUGUGCCAGACAAAGACCUUUCCACUUCAAUGGAAGGUUUUGAAGAGAGGUGAUUUGAUCCCAGCCUUCCUUUACAAAUGGCGGCAAUAAGUCGGUGACUUACAGAAGGAGGGACUGAGGGAAGGUGGCCAGUUUAAACUGAUUACCAGAGUCUGGACUACACUAAUGAAGUAGUGACAAUGAGAAUGAAGAAGUUACGGUGGAAGAUGGAGAUAGAAUUGAGAGGUCUCAGCCAUGAGUGAAUAUGGAAAAAGGGAGGAUAGAGGAGUAAAAUAGGUGAAAAGAUGAUGACAGUUUUAUACCAGGAACUGAUCCAUUCACAGAGCUAGGAAAAUCAGAAGGAGAAAAAAGUUUGAACUUGGGGGGAAAGAGGAGGAAGAUGAUGAGCCUGAGAUGCUGGUGGACAUCCAGGUAGAUGGGUCCAGUAAGGAGUUAAGAUUGGGCUAAGAGGCCAGGGUAGAGGUCAGAGCUGGAAACAGACUGGGAAGUCGUCCUUGCAGUGACGAUAAUUGAAGCAAAUAGGUUGAGAUGGCACCAUCUCACCACAGAAGGGUGAGAUGUACAAUGCUAUUGUACAACCCUGUUGUCGCAUUUUCCUUAAUUAUGGAGUUCUCACAGAAAAUCCGUAAAUAUGAUGAUGCAUCAUAUGAAAAGUGCUGUUCCCCUCUGUGUGUUCUCCUACUUCACUCCUGAGAAACCAUUUCUUCGGUUUUGUGAUUACGAGCAGCCAAGGUGCCUCCACUGUGGAGGGUCACUUUGAAAAGAUUUACUCCAAUGAGAGCUUUUUUUUAAAAAAAAAAAAAAAACUUUCCAUUCUCAUUUAAUUUGAAGACAUUUU